CACAAGACAGUCCUGCACAGUACUGUACAUUAUAUUAUUGUGCGUUGGAUUUAGUAAAAAAAAAUAUUGCUUGAAUAAAUCAAUUAUUCUGCAAAGGCUCUUACUUGACUCGUAUAUUUAAUAACAAAAUAUUAGUAAAUUAAUUUUGUAAAGAUUGGAAAACAGGAAUGAUUUCUUAACAAAUCAUUUUAAAGCGAAGCGAACUAUGACAAUUGUGUGUGUGUGUGGGAAUCCCUUAGUACAUGGUUUCAGAAACCGUAUUGUUUUUGACGUAUUUAACAAAAGAUUAUGGUUGAUGAAACAUUUGUUGAAACAUACGGUUUAUACGUGGUAGGCAUAUAGUAACAAAAGCAAACAAUCAGCUGUUCUUGAAUUAUGUUGUAUGAAAAAAGAAGGACGACUAAUGUAAAUUCAAUGGAGAUGCAAAAUGCUUUACGGUUGAUUGUCACAUUAUUACUUUUUGAUGUUGUACCAGCUGCAAUUUUACCUUCGUCAACUCAGUCUUUUUCUCCAAUUGUCGUUCGAGCUCAAUAUGAAACGUCUUAUCAAAACACCACAAAUUCUACUAUUGAAUAUGUAUUUUUAUAUCCUGCCAGAGAUAUAUCUCUGGAAACUGCAAGAGUAAGAAUAGAAAGCAAUGCAACCCACAAUUUACCAUUGAUUGUUGUAGUACGCCAAACAACAGGUAUUUUGUCUUGGCAAAUACCUUUACUAGUUGAGAGCACAGAUUUAAAAUAUGUGACUUAUAAUAAAACUAGUCGAACUUUGUGCUCGACGAAAUAUUAUCGAUAUGCACCAAAAGAUGAAGAAGAAUUUGUUAUUGUUGGUAUUUCUACAGCCAGUCAUGAAAAUAUCUUCUUUAAUAUUAGUGUAGUGGAAGUGAAAGACUUUUAUUUGAGUCCUGGAAAUAAAACAACAGUCCAGAUCUCUCCAUCCGAACCUAUAUAUUUUGGUUACAUAUAUUCUAGACAGGCGGAAAAUUCCUCAGUUAUCGUUCAGGUUGAGUCAGAUAAUGAUAUCUGUAUGACUGUAUCUAUACAAAAUACAUCGUGUCCUGUAUUUGAUUUGGAACGAAAUAUUGAGUUUUCUGGACAUUGGCAGACCGUAAGUAGAAAAGGAGGUAUCACAGUACCGAAAGAAGCUUAUCCAUUAGGAUUCUUUGUCAUACUCGUUGUUAAAGAGGAUGACACUGACUGCAGUGGUGUUCCCGGCAAUAAUCUCCUUCGCACCAAAAAUGUUACCUUAAUUAUAAAUCCUACUAUCACAAAAUGGGAUUAUAUUGUUGCAUCAGGAUCAGCGGCUGCGAUUAUAAUAGCUUUUUGUAUUUCUUAUAUAGUGACUGUAAUAAUAUUCAAUAUCAGAGAAGGCAGAAGAUUUGAACAAGAGGUCAUAAAUGACAGUCAAGAUAUUAAUGAAUAUGCACCGAGUCCUUCGACGAUAGGAGAGAUCGGUCCGAAACAAUGGGACUCCGUGGAAGAAGAUUCGUCUCUGGACGAGGAUGAUAUAGAUCUAAUGGAGGAUGCUCUCUCCGACAAAGAUGUAGUACGCACAAAACUCGUUCUCUCGGUUUGCGAUCUCGCGCGCAAGGAGCCGAGAAUAUUGCGGCACAAAUCUCGCUUAUAUUUAUAUUAUUUGGUGACUGUUGCCGUAUUCUACACGCUGCCGGUUGUUCAAUUGGCGGUAAUAUAUCAGCGUGUGCUGCACACAACCGGAAACCAAGAUAUGUGCUAUUACAAUUUUUUGUGCGCCCAUCCACUGAGUCUGCUGUCCGAUUUCAAUCAUGUAUUCUCGAAUUUCGGGUACAUCAUGUUGGGCUUGCUAUUUAUAUUUCUAACUUAUUCUCGAGAACACAACGAACCGGAUAAAGAGAAAACUAAAUGUUACGGCAUACCACAACAUUACGGUUUAUUCUAUGCGAUGGGUACAGCAUUGAUAAUGGAAGGCAUAUUAUCGGCGUGUUAUCACGUAUGUCCUAAUCACAGCAACUUCCAGUUCGACACUAGUUUUAUGUACAUAAUUGCGGUGCUCUGCAUGAUCAAGAUUUAUCAAAAUCGUCAUCCCGAUAUAAACGCCAGGGCACCAGUGACAUUCGGAAUUCUUGCUCUUGUAAUAUUUGUGGGACUGAUCGGAGUUUUGAAUGGCUCUAACUACUUUUGGAUCGUGUUUAGCAUCUUACACUUGCUGAUAUGCUUCAUUCUGACUGUACAAAUAUAUUACAUGGGGCGAUGUAAAUUUAAUAGAGGCGUUUUUAACAGACUGAUACAAACAUUCAAACACGAUGCACGCUGCGGCAUAUGGCAUUUAAUUCGGCCGCUUUAUCUCGCAAGAUUUAUAAUGCUCGUGAUAGCAAAUUUAUGUAACGUUGCACUUGCCGUGUUUGGAAAUAUGUAUCACGAAGACAAUUUUGCUACAUUUUUAUUAGCUAUAUUAAUGUCUAACUUAAUUUUGUACACCCUCUUUUAUAUAGUGAUGAAGCUUUGCCACAGAGAACGGAUUCUUUCCACACCUGCGAUUCAUAUCUUCCUAUCCGUGCUAUUUUGGGGCGCAGCCUUGUACUUUUUCGUGAAUAAAACAAUAUCUUGGGCUCUCACGCCAGCCCAAUCUCGCUUGUAUAAUAGACCUUGCGAAUUGCUGAACUUUUUUGAUUCUCACGACAUUUGGCAUUUUCUUUCGGCAUUAGCAAUGUUCUUUUCGUUUAUGGUGUUGCUUACUUUAGAUGAUGAUCUAACGGAUGUUCAUCGUAGUCAAAUACCAGUUUUUUGAGGAUAUGUCUCUUGUGUAGACUCGAAAUUAGUUUGUAAUUUUUUUAUAAGCUUCCUUGAAUAUAUAUAGGUAGUUUUCCACCAAGAGACACAAAAGUAUUAUUCUCUUUGUUGCUCAUUGAAUAUCGAACAAAGAUAGGGUGAUACUUGUGUCGAUUUGUGUCAACUUGUGUCCUCUGCUGGAGAACAAUCAUGGUUGUACAAUUUUCAUAGAUAAUAAUUAUCAAAAAAUUGUACGAACUGUUACAAUGUGAUGAUGCGAAAGAAGAACUAUAUAUAACGUUGAUUAACAUAAAUAAAUCGAUAUUUCAUAAGUUUUCCGUUAAUAAACAAACAUAUGUGAUAAAGUAGAAGAAAGAACAACUUUUGCAAAAUGCAAAGAAGAAAAUGUAGAUAAAUAUAGAAUGUUAUACAUAAGUUGUGCUUUUGUCACAUCAUUAAAAUAGUGUAGUAAUUUUUUAAUAUAUAUGGCAGUUGCGCGAAUAUAUUGUUUAUAUAUAUAAUAAUGGUAUGUUCUUAUUGAAAAAAUAAAAAAUCGUGUGUGUGUGUAUAUACCUACGCACAUGUGUAGGUGUGUAAUUUAUAUACAAAAUGCCGCAAACAAAUGCGUACAUGUUCUUACAAAUAUGUACAAAAUUGCUAAAUGUGGGAAAAUAGUUAAGUUAUACAUAUAACUUAAGUUAUAAAAAAUUGUAAAUUAAAAAAUGAUUUAUUAAAGCGGCAUAUUGUUAUAAAUAAAUACAGACAUCACUUGUGUAGAUUAAUUAAUCUGUCAUUUAUUUUAAUAGAAAUUUAUCUUUAAACUUACGAUUGAUUAGGAAAAUAUGUUUAAUUUCUAUCUAAUAACGUUUUCGAGUGAACGAAUUUUCAUCCAUCCUGGAUCAAUUAAUGAUUAUUUUACUAUAAAUUCAAGUCUUAUUGGUAAAGACGAUACAAUGGCGUAAUUAAUUAACCUUGGGUCGAUCAAAAUUCGUUCAUUACAAGUUCGAAAACUAUGACCAAGAAACACUGUUCUUUUAGUACAUCUUUCUUUAGGAAGAAUCAAUUUAACUUUUGUCGAAAGAUACAAUGACAUUUCUUUAAAUAUAUUUAUUUUUACAAUAUUA
Linepithema humile (Argentine ant) is the source of this 3868-nucleotide messenger RNA. RefSeq names its product SID1 transmembrane family member 1. Gene Ontology annotation, cellular component: plasma membrane; lysosome. Gene Ontology annotation, molecular function: RNA transmembrane transporter activity; double-stranded RNA binding. The record is from RefSeq and is a predicted model, not a curated record. Gene Ontology annotation, biological process: RNA transport. NCBI's taxonomy places the organism in Eukaryota, Metazoa, Arthropoda, Insecta, Hymenoptera, Formicidae.